Messenger RNA from Apodemus sylvaticus (European woodmouse), 3000 nucleotides. It is a transcript of the gene Znf23, whose product is annotated as zinc finger protein 23. The record is from RefSeq and is a predicted model, not a curated record. Lineage: Eukaryota; Metazoa; Chordata; Mammalia; Rodentia; Muridae. Gene Ontology annotation, biological process: regulation of DNA-templated transcription. The coding region runs from base 1048 to 2967 and encodes 639 amino acids. The transcript is spliced from 2 exons.
GCCAGGCUACCCUUGGAAGCGUGAGGGACAUGUGUUUACCUUAUGAGGAUGGGGGCAGUGCACCUGGGGCUGAGGUAGACCAUAGAGGACCUAAGACCUGGCAGGGAUGCAGUCAGAACUGCAGACGCCUCCAGCAGGGUGCCAGCGAGGCAGCCUGUCUAAGGCAGAGCAGAAUUGUGCAGUAGAAUUUGCUCACGGGAAUUCUUUUUCUUUCAGCCCAGUGUGAAAAUGACAUGCAGUUUCUCUGCUGUAAGAGAAGGAGGAUAUCCCAUAGUUUAUUUCCUGGUGUCUUUUUUCUCCACUUUCUCUUGUCACUAACUUUGUGCUCUGCGCCCGCCCCUCCCCAAGCCCUUACUCUGCCCUCUGCCCCUUACUUAGAGCCUGAGCCAUGGAAUUGGCCCUAGGGCAGCAAGAACCUGUUGUUUCAGAAGUCGGUGACCUUUGAAGAUGUGGCUGUGUACUUCACCCAGACGGAAUGGGAUGGUUUGUCCCCUGAGCAGAGAGCAUUGUACAGGGAUGUGAUGCUGGAGAAUUAUAGGAACUUGGCCUCUGUGGGUAAGGUUUCUCUCCCACAGAACUCUGCCAUUUUGGGUUUCUUAGCUCCUUUCUUCCUAAGAAGUGGCUGGUGGGGAUUUGGUAAUUGUUUAAUGAGUGGGCUUUUUCUAAUCUCCUAUGUAUAGAUUGCUGGAAGAGCAAAUCUCGAGCUGUUUGGGGCCAACAAAGAACUUUGCUAAGCCUCAGGCACGCUUCUGAAGAACCCUAGAGAAGCUGUAUAUUGGACAUGGUUUGAGAAAUAGAAACUUGAUGUUCUACAGAGGCACUUUCAGGCUGCCCCUCACCUUACUAUAUCGAGUCUUUCUAAGAAUUCCAGUGAACUCUGGGUAUUUCAGGCCAAGAUCAAGAAGUGGUAUCCCUUCAGGCAGACUCCUCGCAGCUUUCUCUGCAUGUGGUCCCUGGCUCACAUUCUGACCCUUCUUAUCCCUGUCUGCCUCCUUUCUGAGGAUCUUACCUUCUUCCCCGUGGUGGAGGCAGUCUCAGAAGUUACGAAUGCACAUGUGGGAGAGUUUUCAUUAUUUUCUGUUUCCGUUUCCCAAAUCAGGAUUUCCACUUCUCAAACCUGCUGUGAUCUCACAGCUAGAGGAACGAAAAGAUCUGGAAAACCUGUCUCAGCUGGCCACUGGAACAGACUCCCAGGGCCUCUGGACUGAAUGUACUGCUAUCCAGACUGGCAAUAAUUUGACAGAAGAAGUGUAUGAAGAAAAAAAGAAUACAUUAUUUGAACUUCAGAAGGACUUUUCUCAGGAAACAAACUUUUCAAAAGCUUAUAUUGUUGGCCAACAACAGGAAAUCCAGUCAGCAGGAAGUGAGAGGGAGAGUGUCAGUGCCACUGACGGAAGAGCUAAGACAAGCUCCCUGGAAGGGUGUUUAUGUAGUCAGACUCCACACUGGUCCCAGGAUCAUGCCAGCUCCACUGGAGAGCAAUACUCUGAUACCAAACUUACGAAGAAUGAAAGAAUUACUACAGAGGAAAGACCUUUGAAACACACAGAAUUAGCAGAGGCUUCUCAAGGUAGCUCUCAAGUUAAUCAGCUUCCAGAAAUCUGUGAUGUGGAAAAGCCCUACCAGUGUACAGAAUGUGGCAAAGCCUUCAGUGUUAAAGCCAAGUUUGUUUGGCAUCAAAGACUUCAUAACGGAGAGAAACCUUUCAAAUGUGUGGAGUGUGGGAAGUGCUUCAGCUACAGUUCACACUAUAUCACACACCAGACAAUCCACAGUGGAGAAAAGCCCUAUCAGUGUAAGGUAUGUGGCAAAGCCUUCAGUGUUAAUGGAAGUCUCGUUAGACACCAGAGGAUACACACAGGAGAGAAGCCCUAUCAGUGCAAGGAGUGUGGGACUGGCUUCGGCUGUAGUUCUGCAUACAUCACUCAUCAGAGAACCCACACUGGGGAGAAACCUUACGAGUGUAGUGACUGUGGGAAAGCUUUCAAUGUUAAUGCAAAAUUGAUUCAGCAUCAAAGAAUUCACACUGGAGAAAAGCCUUACGGGUGUGAUGUGUGCGGAAAGGGCUUCAGGUGCAGCACCCAGCUUAGGCAGCAUCAGAGCAUACAUACUGGAGAGAAGCCACAUCGCUGCAGUGAGUGUGGCAAAGGCUUCACUAAAAAUGCAAAGCUCAUUCAACAUCAGAGAGUACAUACCGGUGAGAAACCCUAUGCGUGCAGCGACUGCGGAAAGACUUUUAGUGCCAAAGGGAAGUUAAUCCAGCACCAGAGGAUCCACACAGGUGAGAGGCCUUACGAAUGUAGUGAAUGUGGGAAAUCCUUUAGGUGUAACUCCCAGCUUCGGCAGCAUCUGAGAAUCCAUACUGGGGAGAAGCCAUAUAAGUGCAGUGAGUGUGGAAAGGCCUUCAACGUUAAUGCAAAGCUAAUGCAACACCGGAGAACUCACACCGGGGAGAAGCCAUUUGAAUGCAAUGAAUGUGGGAAAUGCUUUACUUCUAAAAGAAACCUGCUUGAUCACCAGCGGACCCAUACUGGAGAAAAGCCAUAUCGGUGUCAAGAGUGCGGGAAAGCCUUCAGUAUCAAUGCCAAGUUAACCAGGCAUCAGCAAAUACAUACUAGGGAGAAACCUUUCAAGUGUAUGGAAUGCGAGAAAGCAUUCAGCUGUAGUUCUGACUAUAUUGUGCACCAGAGAAUACAUACUGGAGAGAAACCCUUUCAGUGCAGUGAGUGUGGCAAGGCCUUCCAUGUCAAUGCUCAUUUAAUUAGACACCAGAGAAGCCAUACUGGGGAAAAGCCUUUCCGAUGCAUGGAGUGUGGCAAGGGCUUCAGCCUUAGUUCUGACUGUAUUAUUCAUCAGACUGUCCAUACUUGGAAGAAACCCUAUGUAUGUAACGUAUGUGGGAAAACUUUCAGGUUUAGCUUCCAACUAAGUCAGCACCAAGAUGUUCACAAUGAAAACAAAUCCUAACGAAGAAAAAAAACAACAAAACUAAAAAAAAAA